Molecule: messenger RNA, 2244 nt
Organism: Setaria italica (foxtail millet)
Lineage: Eukaryota; Viridiplantae; Streptophyta; Magnoliopsida; Poales; Poaceae
Product: F-box protein At5g51370
Exons: 3
Coding region: 380-1888 (502 amino acids)
Biological process (GO): SCF-dependent proteasomal ubiquitin-dependent protein catabolic process
Cellular component (GO): SCF ubiquitin ligase complex
Molecular function (GO): protein binding
Source: RefSeq, a predicted model, not a curated record
ACCGGGCCACCACCACACGCUCCUCACCGCCAAACCAACGCCACCCUCUGAAGCGGCGAACCUUGAACUCGCCGGUCGCCACAUCGCGGUCUUCUCUUAUCCCGCUCCGCGCCCCCGCGCCUGAGGUCGUCAAGCGGCAAAGGCAACGUCAAUUUCCAAUUUCCAAAUCCCAAAACCCCCCAACAAGCCCCCCCGGCGGCUCGCAUUCGUUCGAAUCCUCAGAUCCCCAACGCCCGCCGCGCACCGCCGGAAUCGCCCCGUCCGUCCCCGAAUCAGAGGCCGCCGCCCCCGGCCCGCGCCGCGCGCCGCGCUGCACGCCCCAUGCGGCUGCGCGGCGCCGCGCCAGCGCCACCCGCUGGAGCCGAGCCGGGCGCGGUAGAUGCCUGAGGCGGGCGGGGACUGCCUCGGCGACCUCGGCCUCGGCAAGCGCCAGCUGCUCAAGGGCUGGCCCGACCUGUGGCUCGCGGGGGACAGCACGCCCGGCCUCCGCGCGCGCCCAGCCGCCGCGGCCAUGGCGGCCGCGCCGCCGCACGAGCCCGACCAAACCCUAGCGCUCCCGGACGCGCUGCUCCUCCGCGUGCUCGCCUGCCUCCCGGAGCCCCACCUCACGGGGGCCGCCUCGCUGGUCUGCAGGCGGUGGACGCGCGUCGCGGGCCGCCUGCGCCGCCGUCUUGCCGUGCGGGACUGGGCCUUCGUCGCGCACCGCCUGCCCUACCGCUUCCCGGACCUGGCCGACCUCGACCUCUUCCCGGCCUCCAUCGCCGCGCCCACCGCCGCGGCGCACCACGCCGCCUCCGCCGCCCCUCUCCUCACCUGCGCCGCGGUCUCGCUAACCCUAGACACCAGCGCCGACCCGCCGCUCGGCGCCUGCCGGUUCCUCGACGACAACGCGCUCGACCGGGGCCUCGCCGCCGUCGCCGCCAGCUUCCCCAACCUCCGCCGCCUCUCCGCCACCGCCGCCGCCGAGUCCGGCGGGCUCAUGGCCAUCGCCGGCGGAUGCCCUACGCUGCAGGAGCUCGAGCUCCACCGCUGCACCGACCUCGCCCUCCGCCCGGUCUCCGCCUUCGCGCACCUCCAGAUCCUCCGCAUAGUCGCCGCGGCCCCUGCCCUCUACGGCACCGGUGAGGGCGGUGGCGUCACCGACAUCGGCCUCACCAUCCUCGCGCAUGGCUGCAAGCGGUUGGUGAAGCUGGAGCUUGUGGGUUGCGAGGGGAGCUACGACGGCAUCGCGGCUGUGGGGCGCUGCUGCGCGAUGCUUGAGGAGCUCACCAUCGCCGACCACAGGAUGGACGGGGGGUGGCUUGCUGCGCUCGCUUUCUGUGGGAACCUCAAGACCCUGCGCCUGCAGGGAUGCAGCCGGAUUGACGAUGAUCCUGGGCCGGCAGAACAUCUUGGGGCUUGCCUCACGCUCGAGAGCCUGCAGCUGCACCGGUGCCUGCUGAAUGACCGCCGCGCUCUCCAUGCCCUCUUUUUGGUCUGUGAGGGUGCCCGUGAGAUACAGGUCCAGAAUUGCUGGGGCCUGGAAGACGAUAUGUUUGCCUUGGUUGGCCUAUGCAGGAGAGUAAAAUUCCUGUCAUUAGAAAGGUGCUCACUACUAACAACUCGAGGUCUAGAAUCAGUGAUCACCUCAUGGAGUGACCUGCAGAGCCUAGAAGUUGUCUCCUGCAAUAAAAUCAAGGAUGAGGAAAUAACACCUGCCCUUUCAGAACUAUUCUCCAAUCUCAAAGAGCUGAAGUGGCGGCCCGACAACAAGUCACUUCUUGCUGCGAGCCUCGUAGGGACCGGAAUGGGGAAGAAGGGCAGGGUAUUUUUCAAAAGGCAGAUCUUACCGGCCCACCAACGGAUCAAAGGGAAGGUGCUCAACUAUUCAGCAGGUGUUGCUGCUUAGUUGUUGGAUUGCUGGUAGUCAGGAACUUCGUGCUCAGAAGCUAAAUUCGUCGACUUCAGACCAAAGGCGGCCACAUUUCUUGAUACUCAAAGGGGCCAGUAUGCGAAGUCUGGCACCCGUUCUUCGUUCAGAUCAAAGACACAUCAUAACUAGUCAGAACCUGGUAGUUAGAAGCGCAUUUUCGGUACUGGGCGCCCGACUGUGUUUGUACCUGAGUUGUAAUUGACAAGCUGAGAUUUGCUCUGAAGAGCCUGACCAGAGUAUUUAUGUAUGACCAAAAGCAUUCCUUCAUGAAUUAUAUGCAAACUUUGUUAGUAAUUGAUUGACUGGAUAGAACCUUCAGAAGUUUAUGUUUA